Messenger RNA from Perkinsus marinus ATCC 50983, 209 nucleotides. RefSeq lists its product as hypothetical. The transcript has a single exon. The annotation marks the transcript as partial. The record is from RefSeq and is a predicted model, not a curated record. Lineage: Eukaryota; Perkinsozoa; Perkinsida; Perkinsidae.
GUCCCGACCUUCCUCGCUGAGCUAAGCAUCAUCCUGAGGGCGGCGCUGAGUCUGGGAGUUUUCCCCAAGUGCUGGAAAUCAGGCCUAUUGGUGGCCAUACCCAAGGCGGGAAGACAGUUCCCCGAUGGGGACAACCGCCUCAAGCGAGUGCGCCCGAUAACUCUCCUGAGGACCGGGGGGAAAAUCCUAGAGAAGCCCAUAGUGGCCCA